Messenger RNA from Aureobasidium pullulans EXF-150, 1209 nucleotides. RefSeq names its product Creatinase/aminopeptidase. The record is from RefSeq and is a predicted model, not a curated record. Bases 1 to 1209 code for a protein of 402 amino acids. NCBI's taxonomy places the organism in Eukaryota, Fungi, Ascomycota, Dothideomycetes, Dothideales, Saccotheciaceae. The transcript has 5 exons.
AUGGCCACCGAAUCAGCUGAGAUUGACUACAGUCUGAACAACCCAGACACCCUCACCAAGUACAAGACCGCCGCUCAGAUCUCUCAGAAGGUUCUGGAGGCCGUGACAGGAUGGUGCACUGAGGGCGCCAAGAUCGUCGACGUCUGUGAGAAGGGCGACCAGCUCCUUGACGAGGAGAUUGCCAAGGUCUACAAGGGCAAGAAGAUCGCUAAGGGUGUCGCCCACCCCACCACCGUCUCGCCGAGCGCCUUUGUCACCCCCUACACUCCCCUCAAGAGCGACGCUGAGGAGGCCGCCGUCGAGCUCAAGGCUGGCGAGUGCGUCAAGAUCCAGCUUGGUGCUCAGAUUGACGGCUUUGGUGCCAUCGUCUGCGACUCAAUCGUCGUCUCCUCGACCAACGGCGAACUCGAGGGCCGCCAGGCCGAUCUCGCCCUUGCCACUUACUACGCCAACGAACUCCUUCUGAGAACCAUGCUCCCUCCUGGUACCCUCGCCUCUGGCUCCGAAGAGGAGAUUGCCAAGGCACGUGCCCAGAAGCCCUACAGCCAGGGCAAGAUCACCCAGCUCCUCGAGAAGGUCGUCAAGAGCUACGACUGCAACCUGGUCGAGAACACCACCUGCUGGCAAUUCGAGAGAAACGAGAUUGAGGGCAAGAAGAAGAUCAUCUUGGCUCCUGGCGAGGGCGUCAGAGGCGAUGGUCUCCCCGAGGUCGGCGAGGCCUGGGGUGUCGAGAUGGGUGUCAGCUUGGGUACCGGCAAGGUCAAGUCUCUGGGCAACCGUGCCACUCUUCACCGCCGCACCACCACUACCUACGGCCUGAAGAGACCCAGCUCGAGAGCCACUCUUUCCGAGGUUGUCAAGAAGUUCGGUACUUUCCCCUUCUCUCUCCGCCAGCUGGAAGACGAGCGCGCCGGAAAGGUCGGUGUCGUCGAAUGUGUCCGUGGUGGCGUCCUCCGCCAGUACGAGGUUAUCGGUGACAAGGACAACGAGGCUGUCAGCCGUCUGUUCACCACUGUUGCCGUCACCAAGAACGGUAUCAGCCGCCUGAGUGCACCCCCCACUCCUGACCUUACCAAGUUCAAGACCGACAAGAAGAUCACCGACGAGGAGGUCCUGAAGAUUCUUGAGCAGCCUCUUGCUAAGGACUCGAAGAACAAGAACAAGAAGAAGAAGACCAGCGCCAAGAAGGCUGAGACCACCGAGGCAUAA